CGCUUGUUCAGCCGCACUUCCCCUGACUCUACCCGAUCUGCUGCAGGCAUGGCUUCAGAUCGCCCGGCCAAUGACUCCUUAGAUCAGUCACUUCUGGACAGACUCAACGCCCUCAAGUCCACCAGUGUCACGCUUGAUACUACUAGCAACAAGCUUGGUCCACUCAACCCCGCUUCUACCACUACCAAUGACACUGCACCGGUGAAGCCUUCUUCGGCCAUUGGCUCUGCACCGUCGGUUUCAAAAGAUGAUGCUCUGACCGAGAGGUUGCGGGUGCUUCGUAAUGCAUCUUCAACAUCAGUGCCGUCGUCAGCUUCUCGAGGAAGCGGUCAGGCUCCUACCGCCUCGCCAAAGCCGGAACCAGAUGCACGGCGGAAAGGCCAUUAUAGUGCCCAGCCUCUUCCCAAACGAGGACAACAAACUCUAGUUUCACGAAACAGCAAUCAAAAAUCAUCUCAAGAUGAGGAUACAAAGACCCAGAUCCAAACGCAGAUACUAUCCUCAGCUUGGGGUCUAGAAGAAGUAGACGAUCAAGCUCUGGAUGAGCUUCUGGAAGGUCUACAAGAUGACCUAAACCUGCAAGAAGAUGUUCCUGCCGAGGAGGAGGAUGAGGAAGAAGACAUUGAUCUUCAUGCUAUUGCUAACAACAACAACUACGACGACGACGACGAUGGCAUAAUCGAAAACGACGAGCAAAAAGUCCAGAAACUUCUAUCGGAACUCGCUCCCAAGCCAAACAACAAUCCACUUGCAGACGACCACCACAACGACGAUGACACUAGCGACGACGAUGACAACUCGGACGGUGAAGCAAUGACCAAAGAAACCAACAGGAUCCUCAACCAAGUCCAGGACGAAAUCAACCUGAGCGGCCGCCGCCCUACCGACGAUGACAACGACGACGACGACCCCUUCUCCCUCCCCUCCCCUCCUUCCGGAACCCGCACGCCCACAUUCACCACCACCUCCCCCAAAUCCCCCCUCACCCUCCCCACCGUCCCCUCCUCCUCCUCUACCCUCUUCCCUUCUCCUGCCUCCGGCAGCAACCAAGUAAUAGACGACAUCCCCUCCCUCACUGCCCGCCUCUCCCACCUGCGCUCCACCCCCAUCAAAACCGACGCCUUUGGCCUUCCCUCCGUGCCCACCACCACUUUAAUUCUUCCCGCCGAUUCAUCCUUUCAGUUUCCUCCUCCUCCCCCGCCUGCUUCUUUGAGCAGCACAAAGUACCAGACUAAAAGCACACGAGGAUGGUGGUUGGGUUGGGAGGAGGAGGAGGAGGAGGAGGAGGAGGAGGAGGAGGCUUUGGGGGUGGUAAAUCCAGGGUGUUAUGUGACGUGUUCGAUCUAUUCAGACGAGCGCGAGAGAGGUGGCGAUAAGAAGUGA
Molecule: messenger RNA, 1383 nt
Organism: Neurospora crassa OR74A
Lineage: Eukaryota; Fungi; Ascomycota; Sordariomycetes; Sordariales; Sordariaceae
Exons: 4
Coding region: 49-1383 (444 amino acids)
Source: RefSeq, a predicted model, not a curated record